AUGCAAGGGAAAGUCAAGAGCACCGUCAUGGAGGCGCGACCAUAUCUCGAUGAGCUCAUUGUGAAAGCGAGGGCCGAUCCUUCAACAGUACUGGCUGCAACUGAUGGCUCUGUCCCUCAGUCCAACCAGUAUCAGGUGACUUCGGCUGCCAUCAUCUACAAGGGACAUCAUGAGCUUGAAAGGACUCGCUAUGUCUCUGGCAGAAUUACCGCCCCUGAUGCGGAACUCAAUGCCAUCUCGUGUGCAGUGCGCCUUGCUGUUAAGCAGGUGAACUGCCAACAUAUUAUGGCCUUUACUGACUCUAUGGGCUCGGCCCAUAGAGCAGUCGACCCCGGCAUGCACUCUGGUCAGGCUUUUAGCCUGUCAAUCUGUCACGUUCUCCAAGAGUGGUUUCAGGCGGAUGAUCUCCGCCACAUCACCUUUGUCUAUGUUCCAUCUGCUAUGUGGUGGGAUAUCCAUGGUGAGGCACACAAGUACAUCACCGAACUCAAAGUCAGGGUUGGACGUCACAAGACGGACAACUCUAUAGACGCGCUUCACUCUCGAGCUGCACACUCAGUCCUGGAUUCGUGGAAUUCCACUUUCCAGGAUCCAACUUAUCGAGGCUCUGAAUUCUUAGAGCUUCAACAGCCUGACGGGUGGCUGCUACAGCCAUUGUACCUCAAUGGGGGACCUUGGCUUUCAACCUUCGGACACAGUAUCACUGAGUUUGCUCGCGUUUGCCAGUGUAUAACUGGCCAUGCGCCCAUUGGAGCGUAUUAUCAUCGCUUCAAGAUUAAGAAGCCUCAUGGCUGCACUUGCGGGGCUGCUUUGCAGUCCCGUCAGCAUAUUCUCCUUCGCUGCCAUGAUUGCUACUCCGUGCAUUACCCCUGCUUUCUUGGGGAUAUUGCAUCUUUUAUGGAGUACAACCCCACGGCGUUUGGCUUCAACCAGGACCCUUCGGGGGUUGGAUAA
Cyclocybe aegerita is the source of this 954-nucleotide messenger RNA. Lineage: Eukaryota; Fungi; Basidiomycota; Agaricomycetes; Agaricales; Hemipholiotaceae. The record is from the annotation of a GenBank genome assembly.